AUGCAGUUCCUUGACAAUCUUUGGCACCUUGUUCUCUUGGGUCUCUGUGUCGCUGGUACCCUGAUUCUUCUCUCAGUGGACAGAAUCGAGAAGAGCGGUAUCUUUGGCAGCAAACUCGAGGUUGUCGAUGAGGUUUUUAACGGUGGACGACGCUGGAUCACUCGUAACGUUAUUACCGUCGCCCUAGCGACGUCGUGUACAUUGUCACCGAGCAUCAUCUCCGAGGCUAUUUACCUCUGCAGUGUUAAUUCGCUUUGUUUAUUCGCCGCAAGGACAGCUAGCUUGCUGCUAUGCGUUUGGCUGUGGCACAAAAUUGCCCAGCUGGGCCUGGGUAGCAUGACUGCUUUUAUGGCCUUUCGUUUUAACAAUAAGUUAGCCCUAUUCCUAUACCACAUCAAUUCUAUCUUUGGAUUUAUCUACAUCCUACUCAUCUACAACGGAACUCUACUUUAUAGUCAGCUGGAGUAUUUUAAGCUGAAUGUAGAUGGAUUCCUACUGUUCAUCGGCUUCAUGCUGUUAUGCAGCUUUGGUGGGAUGCGUAUCGUCCUACCGUUGUGCUCUAUUCUCAGUGUAAUGGAAAUCUGCGGAGGCAUCAUGCUCCUGGCAAGGAUUGAAGGAUUCAACAAGACCAUGAAAGAGGCGGGCCGCAACCACUGCAGCAGUCACAACCCCCUUCACCUACUGGGCACAGUCUUCCCCCUCCUCCUGACAGCACAGCCACUAUACCAACUCUACUACCACAUCGGUCCCCAGUGGAGGGCAACGACAGCUAUAACCAUAGGAUACUGCGUUUUUAUCCUAAAGUUCCUCCUCGCCUUCUUUGCUGCACAACCCAUUAGGAUACACGGAAGGAACCUAAGUAUACCAAUUGGUCGAGACUUCCAUACAACCUUCUUCGGUACCACAGAACAGCACAACCUAAAGCGCCAGUUGGAAGGUAUCCUUCAUGGUGGGGAUCUAAGCGACUAUGCAAUCCGAGUCAGUGUUCUCAGUAAAUUGGACGGCUUUACGCUCAACUGUCUUGUCUAUGGUCCCAUGGCCGCUUUCUACAGUCUCCGACUUUGCCAAAUUGUAGGUGAACUGAGCGAAAAAUUUAUCUCACACCUCCAGAUAACGUCGGUAAAACUGACCGGAGGUGAGAUGCAGCAUAUCUAUUGUUCUCUCUAUAGCCUCAUAGCCUGUUUCGUGUUUGUGAGCCUGCUUAGCGCAGAUAGAAAUAUCCUAAUGCCUGAAUACCGCCAUGUCUCUCUGUAUGUCCCUCAUAUUACGAACUUCUUCAUGCUCAGCGUCACGACGAUGAUUGUGUUCGGCGCAGUGGCGCCUCUUGUGCGACUCGUCCACAUUCUCUCUGCAUGGGGCCUGACUACCCUCCUUACCGCCGUGCCAAUGUGCACAAUCCUCUGGAGUGGUUACAGUGCGACCAUCAGUGAGGCAGUGGUUGAUUGGGAGAUGCCCAUCGACGACAUCUGGCUAUGCCUCGGUGUGUGGACUAACUUUGGGUGUUUCCUGAUCAACAUCCUCCUUGUUGUACUACUAGUGUGCCAUUUCAAGGAAAGGGGGACAUCGAUUUCCGAAGAAAACAUUCAUCAGGCCCAACGCACCAACCGGGUUUCUCCAGGCCACUCACGAGCAGAUCACUUACCCGCAGAAAUUCGGUCUUGA
This is a messenger RNA of Echinococcus granulosus, 1662 nucleotides long. RefSeq lists its product as hypothetical. The record is from RefSeq and is a predicted model, not a curated record. Lineage: Eukaryota; Metazoa; Platyhelminthes; Cestoda; Cyclophyllidea; Taeniidae. The transcript has a single exon. Bases 1 to 1662 code for a protein of 553 amino acids.